Messenger RNA from Drosophila takahashii, 1370 nucleotides. It is a transcript of the gene Fntb, whose product is annotated as Farnesyl transferase beta subunit. Gene Ontology annotation, cellular component: protein farnesyltransferase complex. Gene Ontology annotation, biological process: protein farnesylation. Lineage: Eukaryota; Metazoa; Arthropoda; Insecta; Diptera; Drosophilidae. The record is from RefSeq and is a predicted model, not a curated record. Gene Ontology annotation, molecular function: protein farnesyltransferase activity.
GUGCUCUCAAGAAAUUCCUAUUCGGCGAAUCAUUUUUUGUUUAUUUAAUUUAAUUUAGCCCAAUAUUAAGCGCUAAAAUGGGACCCGAGGAGGAGCUGCUGUUCCGCAACUUCCAGCGCCUGAAGAGCGAAAUGUUCGACGACGAGAAGGAGUCCACGACCACGUCCCGCGAGCAGCAAAAGACGGAGGCCUCGGUGGAGAAGUGCUUCGACCGCUUCGAGCAGCUGAUAUUCACCCACCCGCGCCUCACCCAGAUCUUCCGGCUGGAGCACCAGUACUACCUGGACGCGAUGCUCCGGCGACUGCCCUCCAACUACGAGUGCCUGGACAGCAGUCGUCCGUGGUGCGUCUACUGGAUCCUGCAGGCGGCGCAGUUGCUCAGCUUCAAUUUCGACGACCAGACCUUGGACCAUGUGGUGCAGUUCCUUGGCAACUGCCGUGCGCCCACGGGAGGCUUUGGAGGAGGACCCGGACAGUAUGCCCACCUGGCGCCCACCUAUGCGGCUGUCAACAGCCUGUGCAUCAUUGGAACCGAGCAGGCCUACCGCGCCAUCGAUCGCCCUACUCUCGUCCAGUUUCUGUUCAGCGUACGCGAAGCGGACGGAUCUUUCCGUCUCCAUGUGGACGGGGAGACGGAUGUGCGCGGCGCCUACUGUGCCAUCUCCUGCGCCAAGCUGCUGAAUCUUCCGGAGCCGGUGAUAAAGGAGCUGUUUGCCGGCACCGGCGAUUGGAUAGCCCAGUGUCAGACGUACGAGGGCGGAUUUGGCGGAGCCCCUGACCUGGAGGCACAUGGUGGGUACACCUUUUGCGGUAUCGCCGGACUGGCACUGCUUAACGAGGCGGAGAAGUGCGACAGGCAGGCCCUGCUGAAGUGGACACUGCGCCGCCAGAUGACCUACGAAGGAGGCUUCCAGGGGAGGACCAACAAGCUGGUCGAUGGCUGCUACUCCUUCUGGGUGGGCGCCACCAUACCCAUCACACAGGCCACGCUAUCGGGCGUCGACAAGCAGAUGGAGCACACCCUGUUCGAUGUGGAGGCCCUGCAGGAGUACAUCCUGCUCUGCUGUCAGAAGCAAAACGGCGGGCUUAUCGACAAGCCCGGAAAACCGCAAGAUCUCUACCACACGUGCUAUACCCUCAGUGGCGUCUCCAUUGCCCAGCACUCGGAGUGCGCCAACAGCCCGCAGGUCCUGGGCGACACCAUUAACGAGCUACUGCCCACCCACCCACUGUUCAACGUCCCACCGAAGUCCGUGGCAGCUGCCAGGAGCCACUUUAGCAAUUCCAAUGACACUGAGUUCUCGGCAAGCGACAGUCCCAGCAAGGAUAACAGUUAAGGUUUUGAAUUGGAAGGACGAUGCGUUCGGGGA